UGUAGUCGUACUUCAAGAUUCACAUGCGCAGAACGAAUUAUAGAAACAGAAAAGUUUCCGUCAUAGACUUUCUGUAUAAGCCUAUGGUUUCCAACUUCUGAUUACAGCAAAGUAGUGUUUGGUAUCAUGGGACUCUGUUUCUGUUCAUUUGUUUUAUGUUAAGUAUUCAAAAUAAAAUGUCGAAAAUGAGCUCGAAAGAUAAAGACAACAAAACGUUGCAUGAUAGAUUGAAACAAUUUUUCCGUAUCAACAAAGGAAAUUAUAAAAGUCGCGAAGAUUUUAUAUUAACUCAUGAUCUUGAAAAAGAAAUUAGUCCUGAAAGUCCUGUACAUCAACGUACAAAAGCUAUUAAAGAUCUUUGUGAUGCAGUUCUUAAUCAACAGUGGGAAGAUAAAGCAGCUGAACGAUUGUGGUAUUUAGUACAAGAUCUUUUAGAUAAAGAUGUAUCUCGUGAACAUAGACAUGUGGCAUUAAACUUUUUACGAUGUCUUGUUCAAGGACAAUAUUCUAAAUUGUCCUCUCUCAUGAGAAUAAAAUUUUUCAUGGUUGUUAAAGAGCAUAAUAUUCCUGAAGAUAUUGGACCUCGAUUAGAACUUUUACAAAGUCUAACAGAAAAUGGUAAGGAUAUAUUACAUUUGGAAGAAAGAAUAGGACCUUUCUUACUAGAUUGGAUGUCUGUUGUGACUGCAGGAGAUGGGAAAAGGAGUGCUGAAUUUUUGUCACUUCUAGUUAAUGUCAUUAAAUUUAAUUCAGCUUACAUUGAUGAAGAAAUUAUAUCAGGCUUUGUGCAGUAUAUUUGUCAUUUAUGCUACUAUAGUAAUAGCAAUGAAGUCGUUUCUGGAUGUUUAGAAGCUUUAGAUGCAAUUGUUUGUUACAGUAAUUUACAAUCUGAUUCACUACAAACAUUUAUUAUAGCAUUAUGUGGAAGUGUUAAUGUUGAAAAAUAUUGCCAAAUAAGUUGGAAAAUAAUGCGUAAUUUAUUAGGUACACAUAUGGGUCAUUCUGCAUUAUAUACAAUGUGUCGUAUGUUACAAGACCCAAAUUUUCAACGUGAUGUACGUUUAUUACGAGGCGCGGUCUUUUAUGUAAAUAUGGGUCUUUGGGGAACACUCAGAAUUCCAAAGUUAGAGUGUACACCAACAUCUGUACUACCUUCAUUUUAUCAAGCUUUAAAAUGCAAUCAUCCUGUAGUUAUGUAUGAAGUGACAUUAUCAAUACAAAGAUUAGUAAAUAAAUAUGGUGUUGAAUUAUGGGAUCCGACCUGGAAUAUUAUUCUAGAUAUUAUUGAAGAAGUUAUUUCUCAUACAGAAACUAGUAAUCAACCUGCAACCAAACAGGUGUCAGUAAGCUUACAUGAAACAAUAAACAGUAUUGAAAAUUUGUUGGAUAAUAACCAUUAUAAUGGGUCCAUUCAACGAUUUUAUGAACUUGUCGAACGUUGUAGAGAUACACGACCUGAAGGAUCUGUUUUAAAAUUAAUUGAAUAUCGAGCAUAUACUAUAGGACCUACUCAUUACCAGUGGCAAUCUAAAUUAGCCAAUUUAAUGGAACGUUAUUAUAAAAUUGAAACUCGUACUAACAUUAGAAUGAAAAUUCUUGAUGUUUUAACCAACAUUAUUGAAGUUAAUAGGUUUAGAUAUGAAGACGAAUUGAUUGAAAAAAUAAUUGUGCCAUAUUUUCAACACAUUGAUGUAGAUCCAGAUAUUACAGUUCGUAACAGUGUUGUACAUUUAAUUGUUGAUCUUUGUCUUGAAUGUGACACAAAACGAUGUUUAGAACUUUUAGAUAUACUUGAGAAGGUGAUCAACAAACCUUUCACGUUGGACACUCCAAUUUUGAAAGAUGUUGACAUUAAAGAUGUAAAGACUGCAGUAGUUGGUGUAAUAAAAAUAUUAACGUCAAAAAUUUAUCAUUUGCCAUCAAGUCAUGCGAUACGCGCUUAUAAGAUUUUAGUUAAUCAUUUAGAACAACACUAUAAAGAACCAUCUAUUUUCCAUGAUGCUUCUUCAGUUCGAUACUUGAUUUUUGAAUGUUUUUUAAAAAUCAGAGCAAACACACAUUAUCAUCUUGGAUUUUUGGAUGCUGAAAAUCCAUCAGCAAUAAAGUUUAGUCCGUAUUUAGUUUUAGAACAUACAACUGAACGAAUAAACAGUGGAGGUGGUGGAAAUAGUCCUCCUCCAGCUAGUCCAGUUCCGUUACAACAUUUAUCUUGUCAAAUUACUCAUAUAUCACUAGUACAUGCAUGUAAAGCUGUCAUUUCUUGUAUUAAAUCAGAAAAAGACUGGAAAAUUUUGCAGCUCGUAUUAAAGGAAUUACCUCAAUUAAUGCAAAAUAGAGCAUUAAUAUUAUCACGAAAUACAAAUGACAUUGAUUAUUUCGCAACAGUACUUUGUUCAAUGGUCAGUGACAAAAGUUUAAGACUUCCAGAGUCACUUUAUAAUGUUCCUCCAAAAUUUACUGUUUCUGAAUUUCGUGUUCAUGUUUUUCCAGUAUUGGCAUCAUUAGCUUCAUAUCAUGCACAUUUAGAGCCUAAUUUACAGCAGCGUUUGAUAAAAUGUUUGGAGGUUGGUUUAACAGCAAAAUGUGCAAGCCAGUGUGUUACUAGCCUUACAACUUGCAUUUUAGAAAUGCGUGAUGCAAUGAAUAAACUAUUACGGGAAGUUCUUCUAAAUUUAUCAAAAAUUUCAGCAACAGUACAUAUAGCCAUACCAAUCUUAGAAUUUUUAUCUACUCUCACAAGGCUUCCUAAAGUUUUUGCAAGUUUUAUUGGAGAUCAGUACAUGUCAGUGUUUGCAAUUCUUCUACCAUAUACAAAUCCUUUUAAGUAUGAUCAUUACACAGUAUCAUUAGCACAUCAUGUAAUUGCUGUAUGGUUUUUGAAAUGUCGGUUACCAUUUCGAAGAGACUUUGUCAGAUUUAUUACUACAGGCUUGAAGGCUAAUGUAAUAGUUCCUUUCGAAGAAGGACAUUUGAUGAAAUCAGAUUUCAAUUUUAUGAAUGAAGAUUCCUCAAAUAGAAAACGCAGUUCCAGUUUAACUGAACAGGGCAGUAGAGGUAGACGAGAAAGGCCAAUGAUGGCUAAUCGUAUAAUAGGAGAUGGUAAGGUUUCAGAUUUAAAACCUCCAAUUGAUGAAGCUUUAAUGACCUUUCAUGUUGAACUUACUGAAACUUGUAUCGAUCUUAUGGCCCGGUACACUUUUUCAACUUACUCAGCGCGACCUAAGAGACUUCCAGCAGCAAAAUUUCUUCUCAAAGAAGGUCAGUCAAUGACAUGGCUGCUUGGUAAUAAACUUAUCACUAUAACAACUAGUGGUUGUAGUAAUAAAGCAAUGCGUGGGGGACUUUGCGAUAAUUGUUGGGUUGCAUGCAAGCCUAGUUCUCAAUCACCUGAACAGACCAAAACAGCUCAGUUAAAUUUAAGACGCGCAUCGGGUGCUGAGAUUAUAAAAGAAGACAAGUUAUCUAGACAGUCUUCUGGGGGUCACAGUAGUUCUACCAUAAAUACAGUUACUAAUUCUCCAACAGAAGAAUCUAGAAAAAUAAUAGACGAUGUAACAAAAAAAGAUUAUUCUGCAGAAAAGAUAGAUAAAGAUCAAGUUGAAUCAUCAAAAUUGGAACAGAUACUUAAUAGUGAAAAGCAAGAAGACCACGUACUUUGUGCUUGUUGGUGUCAAGGUUGGGCAGAAAUAUAUGUGCGCAGACCUACAGGUGACAUGUCUUGGAUAAUGAGAAUUCAAAAUUCUAUGCAAUUUGAAACAUACGCAGAUUUUCCUGUACAUGAUAUAGUAGCUCUAUAUAAACCAAGUCAAGAUUUGAUACAAAAGCAAAAAGAAUCCCCAUCAGAAUGUUCUGGAGACGAGGAUACUAUGGAUAAAAGUCAUCAAGAUGAAUUGCGAGCUGAUCAUAAUACUCUUGUAAAAUCUGUAAUAACAUCUUCUAUAUCAACGGAUCCAAUUGCAAUACCUGGUUCCCCAGUGCGUCCGAGUCCGUCAAGACAAAGUUCACGUGACAGCUUAGAAAGUUUAGAGGAUGGCGAAGAUGAUUUACGUCGUUCUCGAAAUCCCGUACGCAGAUCAAAUUCUAGUCCUGAAAUGAGUGCUAAUUGGAAAAAUCCAUUUUUGAAUAAAGAAAAAUUAAAUUUUCAACAGGAGCGAGAUCUUUCAUCAACAGAUGUAGAUGCAAAACUUGAUACUGAAUUGAAGAAACAUGCAAAAAAUAUGUACACAAAAGAUAUGAGAGUUAGUUGUGAAGCAAUACCAGAAGAAAUGCUUGGUAUGAGUACAACACCACCAUCAUCAGAGAAUUCAUCAGAGCAUCCAAGUGCUUUAAAGUCUCAACGUUCUUAUCCAGGAGCAACACAGAUAACUCAAAUUAUUACUGUUACUACUACUAGCAAUACUGUACCACCAUCACCUACUACGCAGGUUCAGGGAAACUUUUUGGGAAUACAAGGACGAACAACACAAAUAUCAACUGCAAAACCUCCACAGUCACCAACACAAAUUUAUUCUCGGUUAUCUAAUUUUGAUUCUAGUCAAAAUUCAAUUUCACUAGGAGCAGAAACGAAUAAAUCGUUUCUUGGAAGAAAUCACCUUACAGAUAAGAAAGAUGAAAAACCUGAUCCGUCUAUGUUACCACCUCUGCCAUUACCAUUUCGGGACAGAGGUCACACAAUUUCGGUAAUGAGUCCUGUAAAAAAAUCACGUGGAGAAUGGGACAAUAUUCGUAGAGGAAAUUCACCGCGAGUAAAAGAUACACCAAAAACUGGUAUUAAUCCCAGUUUUGUGUUUUUACAACUGUAUCAUACGGCACAUUUUGGUUCUCCUUCAGAAAAGCCUCUAUUAGUUCCACAAACAACAGCUGUGCAAAGGGCAGUAACAAAUUUAGAUAGAAUACAACCUUAUGAAACUCAUAAAAUUGGAGUUCUUUAUGUUGGUCCAGGACAAGCGUCUAAUGAGAUCGAGAUUUUGGCUAAUCAGCAUGGAUCGCUUCGAUACACAGAAUUUUUACAACGUCUGGGAACAUUAGUUCGAUUAAAGGAUGUCGAUGAAAGUGUAUUUUUAGGAGGUUUAGAUCGUAAUGGUGAAAAUGGAAAUUUUGCAUACAUUUGGCAAGACGACGUUACACAAGUAGCGUUUCACGUUGCUACUUUGAUGCCAACAAAAGCAAGUGAUCCUAAAUGUACAUCUAAGAAACAACAUAUUGGAAACAAUUAUGUUACUGUUGUUUAUAACGAAUCAGGGGAAUCAUACAAUAUACAAACUGUGAAAGGACAGUUCAAUUAUGCAUGUGUUGUAAUUCAACCUUUAGAUCAUGGCACUAAUCAAGUCACAGUUCAAGUAAAAGAAGAAUUAGCAAAACACAUUCGACAUAAUGAACCUAAAACUAUUUCUGAUCAAAAUUUAGCUAUCUUGUCUCGACAACUUGCUCUUCAUGCAAAUCUUGCUUCAAUGGUUUCUUCAUCUUUAGAACAAAAUAGUCAUAAUCCGUAUGCAUCUAAUUGGUUGGAACGUUUACGACAUAUAAAACGUCUUAGAAAUCGCGUGUUACAAGAAACAAUAAAUAACAAUCCGGAUGGAGCAACUGAUGAUUUAUCACCAAAAGCAAACAAACGUAUUUAUAUGGAUGAUUUUACUGAGUAUACAACAUGAUUUAAUUGUAAUAAAAGAAAUGCUAUUGUUGUUACUGAUUUACUUAUAUACAUUAUAAUAAUAUAUUGAUGCAAUGAUUUAGCACCACUUAAAAUAAAUUUAAUUACUGUGUAUCCAUAAAUGUUUCUUCUAUAUUAAAUUUUAAGUAUAUUUACACAGCAAUUUAAUAGUAGCAAUUUGUAAUGCUGGAAUAAAUAUUUCAAUAGUUAUA
Megachile rotundata (alfalfa leafcutting bee) is the source of this 5862-nucleotide messenger RNA. It is a transcript of the gene gig, whose product is annotated as TSC complex subunit tuberin. Gene Ontology annotation, molecular function: GTPase activator activity. Gene Ontology annotation, biological process: negative regulation of phosphatidylinositol 3-kinase/protein kinase B signal transduction; regulation of small GTPase mediated signal transduction; negative regulation of insulin receptor signaling pathway. Lineage: Eukaryota; Metazoa; Arthropoda; Insecta; Hymenoptera; Megachilidae. Gene Ontology annotation, cellular component: cytoplasm; TSC1-TSC2 complex; nucleus. The record is from RefSeq and is a predicted model, not a curated record.